Salvia splendens (bonfire salvia) is the source of this 3849-nucleotide messenger RNA. RefSeq names its product HEAT repeat-containing protein 6. The record is from RefSeq and is a predicted model, not a curated record. The coding region runs from base 109 to 3753 and encodes 1214 amino acids. Gene Ontology annotation, molecular function: protein binding. Lineage: Eukaryota; Viridiplantae; Streptophyta; Magnoliopsida; Lamiales; Lamiaceae. The transcript is spliced from 30 exons.
AUCUUCAAUAUAUGAGUUAUAUUCAUAUACUAUAAUCUAAAACUUUGUGACGAUUUGUGGAAAGCUAAUUAGUAUGCAGAUUUUAUUAUUUAUACUAAUAGCGCUUUGAUGUCGUCGUCGGCGGUGAAGUCAUGGAGAACGGCGUUUCUGACUCUCAGGGACGAAAACUCGGCCUCGCCUCCUCGCGCCACCGUCGUCCGCCUCCUUGACAAAUUAAUUCUAUCCCAAUCCCACUCUCUCGUUGCUGCUGCGCCGCAGUUGCCCCCGCACGAGCUCACAUCCGACUUUAUGCUAUUGCUGGAGUUGGUUCGCGACCAUCUCUCUUAUUAUCAGCAAGGAAUUGAAGAUGCUACUCAGACCUUCGUUAAAUUAUCUGCACUGAUCCAUGGAAUAUGUCAUUCCUCUUCUCUCGAAAUGAAUUCAACAAUGUGGGCUCUUGUGUGUGACUCGUUCAAGAGGGUAGUGCAGGUUUUCCUUGGCAAUGUUGAAACAGAGAUGGCUAUUGUCAGAAAUGCUGCUCUAAUCAAACCCACCAAGGAUUUCUUAGAAAGUUUAAGGUUACUUUUCAGUUUAUAUCAGACAUCUGCUUCACCCUCUGAAAAUGGGCAACUGCUGAAUUUUGUUCUUGAAGUGGUUGAGUAUUUUCAAGGAGACUCAAAGCAUUCUACAUAUUUUAAUGACAACUAUUCAGUAUCUAGAGGUGCGUGCGAAGUCCUAACAGUUGCAUUUGCCAUGGUUGGUGAAGUAUACUCCAGAGUAGGUGCUUCUUUGCCAGUUGAAAUCUGGAAGUCAACAGUUGUGGUCCUGAGAAAGGUUAUGGACAUCUUGGCUUCUAAGAGUCUUUUGAUGGAGGAUAAUACUGUUGCCAAGUUUUAUGUUGAGCUUCUCCAGUGUCUGCACUUAGUUCUUGCAGAGCCUAGAGGAUAUCUAGCAGAACAUGUGGCUGGCUUUGUGGCAUCAUUGAGAAUCUUUUUCCGCUGUGGCCUUGUAAACAAGCCAUCCGUUAUGAAUCAACAAACUAAUCACAUGAAGGGGGUUGGGUCAACUAGCCAAAACAUCCCUUUUGAAGUAUCAAAUCAACCUAAAAGUAGGCCAAGCAGCCCUUAUAGGCCUCCACACUUACGAAAAAAGGUUGCUGGAAAUCAACAGAGUAGACAUGAGGAGAACCUAGCUUCUUCUAGACAUGAAUUUAUUUCGUCUGAUUCAGAUUGCAGUGAUAAUGAUGGAUCAGUGAUCGAUAACAGCAAAGCUUAUUUAGCCAAGGCAAGAUUAGCUGCAAUUAUUUGUGUUCAGGAUCUCAGCCGAGCUGAUCCGAAAUUGUUUACAGCCCAGUGGACAAUGCUUUUGCCAUCCAAUGAUGUGCUACAAUACAGGAAAUAUGACACUACGUUGAUGAGCUGCUUUCUUUCCGACCCUUCGUUAAAGGUCCGGAUUGCAGCUGCUUCUACUAUUAUGGCAAUGUUGGAUGGGCCUGCUUCUGUUUCCCUACAGGUAGCAGAACUUAAGGAGCACUCAAGACAUGGGUCAUUUACCACACUUUCAAGCUCUCUUGGGCAUAUCUUGAUGCAACUUCAUUCAGGUACAUUGCAUGUAAUCAAACACGAAACCAGCGAUAGAUUGCUUGCAUUGUCAUUUAAAAUCCUAAUGCUUUUGAUAGCAUCCACACCAUAUUCAAGAAUGCCUCCUGAGCUGCUCUCAAGGGUUAUCUCUUCACUCCAGUCAACAGUUGAACAGGGGUUUCCAUAUCAUAAUGAUCGGAAUAGCUUACUUGCUGCGGCAAUUAUUUGCUUAACCAGGGCUCUUUCUGUGUCUCCCUCAAUGCAUGUAAACAAUAUGCUGCUAGGAGAAAUUUCAGCAGGAUGUUUUGAAGGCCAGAGUUCUGGAGUUCUGUGUACCUUGUUUCGAUAUUCUGAACAAUUAUCAACCCCAUCAAUAAGCUUAGAAGCACUUCAGGCUCUUAAAUCUUUGUCUCAUAAUUAUCCCAAUGUAAUGACCUUAUGUUGGGAACAAAUUUCCUCAAUCAUUUAUGGAGUAUUGGAUUCCUUUCCUGAUGAGACUUCAAGACUAUGGAGAGGUAAUGUUGAGCAGAUCGCUGCACCAUUGAAGGAGAGAGUCAUUACUGCGUCUGUCAAGGUUUUGGAUGAAAGUCUUCGGGCUAUUUCUGGCUUUAAAGGAACUGAAGAUCUUUCAACUGAUAAAUCACUUGAUAGUCCAUUUAUGUCUGACUACGUGAAAACAAAGGCAAUCUCAUCAGCUCCAUCAUACAGUUUAGAGAUCCCUGUUUCAACUAUUGAUGAUUCUAAAACAUAUGUCUUAGCAAGUGAGAGGUGGUUGGAGGCAACAAUCAAGCAUGUGCCUCUCGUUAUUAAUCAUUCUUCCGCGAUGGUAAGAGCUGCAUCAGUGACCUGUUUUGCUGGAAUGACUUCUCCUGUUUUCAAUUCCCUUCCAGAGGACAAACAAGAAUACAUAAUUGUAUCUUCAAUUAAUGCUGCACUAAAUGACGAGGUUCCUUCAGUUCGGUCGGCUGCUUGCCGAGCCAUUGGUGUUAUUGGAUGUUUCCCACAAAUAUAUCAUAGAGUGGAAGUCCUGGAAAAGUUCAUUUUAGCUGCUGAGCGCAACACUCGUCAUUCACUGGUCUCUGUUCGUAUUACAGCUUCAUGGGCGCUAGCGAACAUAAGUGAUUCUCUUAGUCAUUGCUUGGAUGCACUUUAUGCUGGAAGAGGUUCAAUUGGAUCUACAAAAUAUUCGGAAUCCACAUCACUGCUAGUAGAUAGUAUGUUGCGACUGGCCAGGGACAAUGACAAGCAAGUCGCAACUAGUGUUCCCUUCUUUUGCAUGUCCCAACCAGUGAGCAGUCAAACCUUCACAAUAAAUGUGCAUAGACCACAGGUUUAUGGUGUUAUAAUUUGCUCAUUAGUGGUAAAAGCAAAUGCUGUUCGGGGUCUAGGAAAUCUUGCAAGAUCUAUCCAAUUUACAAAGCAUUUACCUGUUGAUGGAGAUCCACUGGAUUCCAUGCAUUCUAAAAUUGAAUGCCAUUGCACACAAGGAUUCAAGGAUCAUAUAAAAGAAAAGUCACAAUCAGUUCAAAGUUCCUCUGGGAGUUUUGAUUGGCUUGAUCAGAUGGUGCAGGCUUUUCUUUCUUGUGUCACAACUGGAAACGUUAAGGUUCAAUGGAACGUAUGUCAUGCAUUGAGCAAUUUAUUUCUGAACAAGUCUUUAAAGCUGCAAGACAUGGAUUGGUCCUCGUCUGUAUUCAGUAUCCUUUUGUUGCUACUUCGGGAUUCUUCAAAUUUUAAGAUAAGGAUACAAGCUGUCUCUGCCUUGGCUGUACCAGAAACUAUAAAUGAUUAUGGAAAAUCAUAUUAUGAUGUUGUAAAAAGUGUGCAGCAUGUUCUUGAGAAUUUUAAAUCAGAUCAGAUUUCUGAACCGUCUAACUUCAAAUACCGGAUUGCCCUGGAAAAGCAGUUAACUUCAACUAUGCUGCAUCUGCUGGGUCUCACUUCAAAAUGUGAUCAACAGGCUAUACAAGAUUUACUUGUCAAAAAAGCAUCAUUCCUUGAGAUUUGGAUUGAAGGCCUGUGCUCAUCUGUUGGGGAUACAAGUAGUUCCGUUGAUGAGGCAAAGCAUGCGUCUGUGGACCAGAAAAAGGAUGUUAUACGCAGAACAAUUCAGUCACUGGUUAAGGUAUAUGAGAGCAGUAAACACCAUCUCAUUGCUCAUAGAUUUGAAAAAUUGGCCAUGAGGUUGCUCUAAGUGAGAGUUGUGUAUAGGUAGCAUUUUGCUUUUUUACAUUCUCACAUUCUUGUUUUCUUAGCUCAAAUAUAUGGUGUACUCUUUUCACUUGUUUUA